GUUGGCUGCAUUGGAACAGUCCUCUCUAAUGAGCAGAUUUUCUGAGAGAGACAUACACACACACAGAUCAGGAGAGAGAGAGAGAGAGAUACUGAGAUCCAGCCAUAGGAGAGGAGGAGAGGAGAUUGUAAGACCAAGACAGCAGGCAGGAAGGCAGGCUGUGCGUCAGCCGGCGCUCCGUAGGGAAACAUGGAGACAAGCAGGAGAUGCUGAAGAGGACACAGCACACCAUAACAGGAUCAUAUAGAUGGAUGUUAUUUCAUCAAGCAGGCAACUGAAGGCAACCCACGCAGAGGAUAAACCACUUAUGGACGCAGUGGAUUAAAGACCUACAGACAGACAGAGAGAGAGAGGGAGAGGGGGAAUAGAGGAGGAGUAAUUAAUCAAUUCAGUUGUUUAUUUUCGUUGUCUGUGUGUGUGCGCACUUGCUGUCAGAAAGAGUGUGUGUGUGUGUGUGCCUGCCUGCAUAAGGCAGCAGACUGCAUUGCUGUUCUCCAGCAAGACAGGACAGACAAAAAAAGAAGGCAGCCAAGCAGAUUACCUUAUGUGUUUCCCCAUUUUUCUGUCUCUCACACUCUCUAUGCAUGUGUGUGUCGCCUCGCUGUGCGACCAGGCACAGUGUGUGUGUGUGAAGGCUGAGAAGAGGAUGUUGAAGCCUGAAGUGAGCUAAAGAUUUUGAGUUUGACUUUAAAUGGUCUUUUUUCUGUCUGAUCAUCAGGAGCGGGCUCGAAGAAAAAACUGUUUCUGCGGAGGAGAGUCUUUUUCUUAUUUUUUUUCUCCAUCACACAACAUGUCAAAGCUCCAGUUUGGGCCGUGGUGCUGAUCAGGGAGCCUAAGGGUGGCUUCUAUGCUGGAGGCUUGGAGGUUUGAAGGGCUGCCACCGGGGAGGCUUCUCAGCUCUAAACCCCAGAGAGGUGGAGGCAUCAUCAGGUAGGAGGCGACUGAGCGGAAAGCAGGAGAGGGGUAGGAGGAAGAGUUGUGCGUGUCGUAGACUGUGUAGGCAGGCCGAUGGCAGGACCGGUGGAGCUGUCUGAUGCUUUAAACUCCUGCUGAGAGAGGAUAAUGGCAGCUCUGGGCCCACUCUCCUCCUCUCUCACCCGCAUCUGCCACAGAGGAGCUGGAAAGUGCUAGCCGAUGCUACAAAGAUCUCACCAAGAGGAUGGUGUGAACAGCGUCACCCUUCCCCACCACACCGGGAGACCCCUGACACCGCUGUGAGGGGCCAAGUCUUCUUGUUCACCUCGUUUCUCCUUCCUCUUCUCCAAACCAGCUGAAAACGAGGGGUGGCGUUGUUUGAUUUGUGUGGGAGUUCUCUCCCUCUCCCUCCCACUCUCUCCUCCUCCUCACCCCUGACCUCACCGACCUCCAAACUCAGCUCCAUGGAUUGGUUCUAGCACCAACCUGUCCUUCUUUUUCCUCCCUUCGUUUUCUUUUUCUUUUCUUUUUCUUUUUGUCGAGGCUUCAGGGGAAUUGCCAAGACCUGUUUCAUGCAUGUCCACUGGCGGCAGGUUCAACUUUGACGAUGGGGGGUCAUACUGCGGAGGGUGGGAGGAGGGCAAGGCGCACGGCCACGGGAUCUGCACGGGACCCAAGGGCCAGGGCGAGUACUGCGGGUCCUGGGCCCAUGGCUUCGAGCUGCUGGGCGUCUACACUUGGCCCAGUGGGAACACCUACCAGGGCACCUGGGCUCAGGGCAAGAGACAUGGCGUGGGCGUCGAGAAUAAAGGCCGCUGGGUGUACAAAGGCGAGUGGACGCACGGCUUUAAGGGGCGCUACGGCCUGCGGGAAAGCACAGGGACGAGCGGGAAGUAUGAAGGGACGUGGAACAACGGGCUGCAGGACGGUUACGGAACAGAGACGUACUCAGAUGGAGCCCUCACUUCAACUACAUGAGGACACACUGUGUUUGGAGGCCUUCGAUUCAGGCCAUGCAUUCUUAAGGGAUGAAAAAAAGGUUAUAGGGACAAAGGAGGACAACAGCUCCCAAGUCCCAAGGAAACAAAGUGUUUUAGAAAACAGAUUGCAAUGUUGUAAAAAUAAAAUCCACGCUGAAAUAUGUUUUCACCCUUGAUUCUCCCACUUAUAUGAACCAUGCCAGUUUAAUUACUCUUGUAAAUAAUCCAAAUACACCACAGAACAAAAGAUUCACACUUCUUCGGCAGUGUAGGUGGCUAAUUUUCAAAUAUUCUUUCACUACAAAUGAGAUGUAAUUAGUUGUGUUUUUAGUUAUUCCUUAUCUAGACAAGACAAAAGUCUACAGCCAUUAGUGGCUCUGUGUGGCUACCUGCUAAAGUCAGCAUGCUGACAUGUUGAUGCUAAGCUGGUAUAAUGUUUACCAUGUUAACCGUCUUAGCGUGUUUAAUUGUAAUUAGACCUACACACAAGUAGUACAGCUGAAGCUGUUGGGAAUGGCAUUCCUUUUGCAGGUAUUGGUCAUAAAAUAUUAAGUAAAUUAAAAUUUUGACCUGAUGGUGGCGCUAUAUAAAAGUUAAAACAGUUCAUUCUUCUGGGGGAACAUGAAUAUCUGUUCUAAAUUAUAUGGCAAUUCAUCUUAACAUUUCACUCAAAACCACAAGUGUGAACCUGAUGGUGGCGCUAUAGGAAAAGUCAUUAGGCUUGAACCAAUCUAACCACUAGCUGUUGAGGUAUUUUAGUUUGGACCAAGUUGGUAGAUUGCCUGACAAUCCACCUGACCAACAUCACUAGAGCCCUGCCGCUAGCAUGGUAAAAAGGUACAGUUUAGAAUAAGUACAGUAUCUUCUGGUGGAAAUUACCAGAAAGAUGCAACUGCAAUACGACUGUGACACACACAUAUCCCUGAAUCUUUGUUCAUCAAUUUGAUGCAUGUAAUAUAUCCGUGACUUAUGCUUUAUGAUUCGCAAGAUAAAAUGUAAGCCUCUUUGCACAUGUAAACAUAUUCCAAAAGACCUUUAAUUUAUAGAAUAUCUUUGGAUUAGCAUCAGAUUUGCCCUGAAAUUGAAAUCAAUGAGUCUCUUAGACCAGGGCUCAGUUCAGUCACACACCAUAUGGAUUCCGGCUGAAAAUAGAUACACACACCCGAGCAUACACAUUGUGUGUGCAAAAAUGCACACACACACACACACACACACACACACACACACACACACACACACACAAAAUCUGGUGGCGUGAGUUGAGCAACAGAGCUGACAGUAGCAUACAUGCAGUUAAAGCUUUGUUACAUAACUCUACAACUAGCAGGACCACACACACACACACACACACACACACACACACACACACACACACACACACACACACACACAGUCCCGAGCAGCCCGAUGAAAUCCUUAGACCAGACUGGUUUUGGGGGUUGAAUCAGGACAAAGGAGAAGAAGUCAGCUUGAUAGAUAACCAGACAGAUGGGGUGGACGGACAGAGGGAGGGAUAGAUGGACGGACAGAUGUACAGAUUGAUGGGUGAAUGGAUCAGUUAAAUUAUGAACAGAUAAUAGAAAGAUGGCUGGCUGGAUGGUUGGAUGAUUAUCAUGAUUGCUAUAAGAGAUAGGCUCUAAUCAGGGGACGAGUGAGAUCAUUACAGAAAGAAAGGGAGACAAAAAUGGACAGCAAAAAAAAGGUGAUAAGAAAACCUCCCAGAGAGGGACGUGUUGGAGAGACACUGUAGCUAUGAAGUAUUUGAACCUACAUACUGUAGAUGCAGCAGAGAUUGGCCUAGUAAUGAAUGUUUAUCUUGCUCUAACAGUACACAGUGUCCUUAUUAUAACAGCAUGCAUUUGUCCUUUCAUAUAAAUCUAUAAGGAGACAUCCUUGCAUGUCAAACAUUUUUUUUUCAUAGAGAGUAACUGAUCAAGCUCAAAAUAAGUGUCCAAAGGGGGGAUGUAUUUUCUGCAUUGAUGAUCUGUUUCAUGCAUUGCCAGGACGAAGCUUACCUCGCUAUGGCUGACUUACUCAAACAUGUCUCUUUCUAGUGAUUUUCACAUGGCACAUUUCCCUCCCUGGGUAAUCUUAAACUACGUUAAUUCAGUCUCUUUUCACACUGUCCGUAUCAGUUAUCUUCAUUCUGUGUUCUUUAAAAGUCAGGCAUUCACAAAGAUGAGGUAAAAGACAAACCAUAUAGAUGUCAAGGGGCUAAUGGUGCAGUUCUAACAAAUUCGAACAGCUAAAAGUUGAAGUGAAGCAUUGUAUAGCAUGGAGAUCUAUGUUCUGAUACUAUUUUCUCCUUCUUGAUACUGAUUCAGAUUCCUGAACUUUGCAUAUUGGCCAAUACGGAGUACCAAUGCAAUAGCUGUGCAUUCAAUUUUCUCUUUUCUUGAACAAUCAUUGUAAUCAUACUACUAAGCCUGUAUGAUUGCUAUCAUUGUUGUAUGGCUUGGUUCAGGUUAAACCCUUUGUCAGAGUCAGGUCAGGGUGGGCGGGCCAUAACUUCACUAUCCUUAGGGGAAAAAACUGCGAACAGGAAACUGCUGGGACGUAGCAGGGUCCCUUCUCGGGGCUAAUACAUUACGUGGUAUCGGGGUAAACACGUGUCCUCACCGAUACGCAAUACCUUAUUUUAAGCAGUUUUAGAGGAAUUUCUGACACUGAUAUUGGUAUUAGAACAACUCUAGUUGCUAUAUUUAUUAGGAAGAUUAAUUCUAUCACCUCAUAAAGUUAACACACUAUUGCCUAACAUUUAUACAUUCAGCGGACAAGGGCACCAUUAGCAUCCAUUCAGAUUUGUGCUCUUGGCCACCUGACAAAUUUAAAGUUUGAAGUUGUUCAUUUUAUAGUAGUAACACUGAUUUGGCAAUGUCAUUUGCUAAUGUGUAAUUAUGUGAAUUAUAUGUUGGUUGUUCAGUCAUUUAAGAGUUACUGUAGUGAAGUAUUUUGCUGCCAUCCCAUGCUGCACAUUUGUUCUUAAAGGGCUGUGACAGCCAUGUCAUCAAUACAGUUUUAUAGUUACACUGAACUCUGUCAUAAUUUAACAGAAAUGUAUUGCCUUUUCUUUGAAUUACAGUAAAUGCCUGAGAAACUGUUUGCUUAAUUUGGCUUUAAUAAAGAAAAUUAGUACCACCUAGAAAUAAA
This is a messenger RNA of Dicentrarchus labrax (European seabass), 5045 nucleotides long. It is a transcript of the gene jph3b, whose product is annotated as junctophilin 3b. NCBI's taxonomy places the organism in Eukaryota, Metazoa, Chordata, Actinopteri, Moronidae. Gene Ontology annotation, biological process: regulation of synaptic plasticity. The record is from RefSeq and is a predicted model, not a curated record. The transcript has 2 exons. Bases 1492 to 1893 code for a protein of 133 amino acids. Gene Ontology annotation, cellular component: endoplasmic reticulum membrane; junctional membrane complex; plasma membrane.